AUGAACAAGAACGUAUCCGACAACUUGUCGUUGAUGACAAGAACCCUUCACUUGAUGUGGGGCCUAAUGGUUGUCCUCUAUUCACAUCGGCGCCUUCCCUCUCCCUCCUCUCCUACAACGAUGCUCGCACCUACUUCAAGCUCACGUAUUGUUCCUACUAACCUCUUUUUUCGUUGUGGCAUUUUGUCGAACAGUAUGUCAAAUGGGGUCUAUCGAAUGGUGGUUAGUGGUUUUGAUGGUUUAGUUUUGAAAUUUUUUGAGGUCCCCACAGGUUGGAAGUUCUUUGGUAAUUUAAUGGAUGUUGGAUUAUGUUCAGUAUGUGAUGAAGAAAGUUUUGGGACUAGUUCUGAUCAUAUUCACAAGAAAGAUGGAAUUUGGGCAGUUUUGGAGUAUAAUAAAAUGACUGAACAAUUGGGCGUGCUAAAAAUAAUUGUUGUGCAAGGGAAAAGGUUGGUGAUCUGGGAUUUCAAGACCAGUGAUCCUUAUGUUGUGCUCAAACUAGGGAACCAAGUAAAUAUGAUUAACAUGUCAAUUUCAUUUUUAGCUUUUUGA
Molecule: messenger RNA, 552 nt
Organism: Sphenostylis stenocarpa
Lineage: Eukaryota; Viridiplantae; Streptophyta; Magnoliopsida; Fabales; Fabaceae
Source: the annotation of a GenBank genome assembly